Molecule: messenger RNA, 1193 nt
Organism: [Torrubiella] hemipterigena
Lineage: Eukaryota; Fungi; Ascomycota; Sordariomycetes; Hypocreales; Clavicipitaceae
Source: the annotation of a GenBank genome assembly
CGGCGGCGGCACAUCCAACCACGCUUACUUCAGCCGCAGCGGCCGGCCGUGGUCCAGGGCCUGCAUUCAUGCAAUGUAACCUCGGAGGGUAUCGCAACAAAGGAGACUAGCAGCGCAAAAAAAUCUUUGUUGCGUGAGAUCAGCGCUUAGACGUACGACCCCUGUCCCGUCCCGGUUGCCGCUGCUUAAAUAUCCCAGGCCCGCUCGCCUCGAAAACUUGCCUCCUUGUGUAAUCACCCCAGUUCAAUUCUAUACUUUUCUCUCCCAAUUGACAAUGAUUGGUGCUACUUUUGCUCUUGCGGCCCUCGGCCUUGUUAGCGCAUCGCCCGCUAGCACACUUGCCUUUGACGAUGGUGACGCCAUGGCGUGGCCCGUCGUAAAGACACAAAAGGUUAUUUCUGAGGCUGCCUCGGCCUUAUCCGCAGCUGUGCCCAACAAGGAAGUCGGCGGUGCCUUUCCCAUCCCCGGCUUCUCCAAGGCCUUUGUCCUCGUCGCUCACGUCACUGACAAGUCGCGCGACCUCAACCCUUCCGUCGAGGGCUACAACUUGAUCGCCAGCCGCGAUGGCUACGCUUCUUCCUUUGUGUCCUUUGAGAAGAGCACCGAGGAGGACAAGGACCUCUUCCCCAGCUACCUGCCCGGUCCUCUUGCCGCCUACUUGAACGGCACCUCCAACGUCGCCACCGACCUCAGCAAGUUCUACAACCCCUACGGCUUCUCCCUCAAGGAUGACGGCCACGGUCCCGGCCUCACACUUGUCCGCCAGGAUGACUACCCCGGAACCCCCGGAGUCACCAUCUCCUCUCUCGUCGACCUUGUGUCCGAGCUUGUGCCUCACCAGUUCCUCGCUUGCAACGAGACUGUGCCCAAGUACCAGGACCGUUACCUCACUGUCCUCCGCCACCUCGACACCUCGGUCAGCAAGGCCAUCCCCGACAAGUGUGUCCCUGUCAAGCUCUUCCCCGAGUGCCGGGACAUUGACAAGAUUUACAUCAAGAGACAGAAGAAUGCCAAGAAGGGUGUCUCUGUCCGCUGCUACAAGACUGGUUCCGACUACUCCCACUUCGACUAAGCGCGCCCAAGUCAUGGCAGCAAAGUCCUACCGCUAAUACAAGUUAAAAGAACGCCAAAGGGCAUAAUUUCUGUAGAUUUUGCAUAUAGAAAUACAUAUUCUUUCUCAAUUUGGUCGCGUU